This is a messenger RNA of Fonsecaea pedrosoi CBS 271.37, 291 nucleotides long. RefSeq lists its product as uncharacterized. The record is from RefSeq and is a predicted model, not a curated record. Bases 1 to 291 code for a protein of 96 amino acids. The transcript has 2 exons. NCBI's taxonomy places the organism in Eukaryota, Fungi, Ascomycota, Eurotiomycetes, Chaetothyriales, Herpotrichiellaceae.
AUGUACGCCGACAACAUGAACCACCUGCGCAUGUACACCGAGUCGAACAUGAUCGUCUGCGUGGCCGUGACCAAGUUGAUCGUCACGGGGGUCGACACGGUCACCUUCAGGUUGCUGCACGCGAUGGAGAACCCGGAGUACUUCAUCACCGACGUGGUCAUGAACGCUCCGAUCGUGCCGCAGUUGCCACUGCUCGCGCGCGACGCCUCAACCACAAACGAGAGGCUGUUGGCGAUGAGGAGCGCCGCCAGCGUGGAUUGCAAUACCAUUCCUCAACGGUACUCGCUGUAA